Messenger RNA from Malus domestica (apple), 1855 nucleotides. RefSeq lists its product as uncharacterized. The record is from RefSeq and is a predicted model, not a curated record. Lineage: Eukaryota; Viridiplantae; Streptophyta; Magnoliopsida; Rosales; Rosaceae. Gene Ontology annotation, molecular function: protein binding.
CCAAGCCACCCAGAAAGCGCGCGUACAUAGCACCAAAACAACAUAACAUGGCGGGAAAAUUAAACCCUAAAGAAAACCCCAAAUUCAAACCUCUCAAUUCGCACACCGAAACUUUCAUGGAAAAAUACUUGGUCAGUCUCAAGCCCUCGUCUCAAAAUCCCAGCAAACCUAUCUCACGGUGCAGAUGGAGUCGGAGCAUGAUCGAACUGAACGGAAGAUUCGAGCCCAAUUACCGCCAUUCUGUCUCCGGUUUACUCAUGGAAUCAUAUUCGGAGCUUAAGAAAUUUCCGCAUUUGUACCACGUCAAUGGCGGACCUUGUCAAACCCAUUUGAAUUGGAUCGACAAUGAAGCGUUUCUUUAUCGCCAAGCGCCAAUCACAAAGCAAGGAAUCUCUGCACUGGAUUUUGACCAAAAGGGAAUAUACCUGGCAUCUGUGACAAAAUCAGGGUGCUUAACAGUGCAUGAUUUCGAAACUCUUUAUUGCCAGAGUAAUGAACCUUUGCACCGCUUGAAGGAAGAUGAAUCAAAACAUGUGGUGCACCUUUCUUUCGAUCAACAACUAGACUUUGUUCAGUGGAAUCUUGCUAACCAAGAUGAGGUUGUUUGCACAUCUACAAAAAGGAAUGAAGUACUUAUAUUUGAUAUUAGUUAUAUCUCAUCUAAACCAUCCCAGGUGUUAAGGACAAGACAUAGUGUUUCCGUCUUUGGGUCUAAUAUUCAUAAGGGCCUUACUGAUACUGCUUCUACUUCACUUGAUGAUUCCAGAAUACUGGCUUCUGAUACACAUGGUGCAAUCAACGUAUGGGACAGAAGAAAGAGCACAUUUCCAUGUCUUGAACUCACUACAGAUUCCCGUGGAACCCUUAAUAGUAUCCAAUUGAAUGUGGAAAAUCAGAUCGUUUUUGGAGCUGGAAAGAAUGGAUUUAUUUAUAUAUGGGAUCUUCGUGGUGGAAGAACAUCUUCUACUCUUCAGAGUAAUAAAGAAAUACGUCAUCCACCUCUAACAUCAUUGAAGUUAUCAUCAAUGUUAGAGAAAAUUGGGCCUCUGAAGGCACAAUCAGACAUUGUUUCUAAGGAGAUACAAUCCAUAAAUCUCGAUCCAUCCUGCCCGCAUCAGUUGGCAUUCCACCUUGAUGAUGGUUGGUCAGGUGUUUUGGAUGUUUAUAAUUUUCAAGUUACACAUAUUCAUUGUCCUCCGCCUGCUUGGUUAAAUGAUUCUGGUGUGUCAGCUGAUCUGUUAUAUUUGAGAAAACCUUCAUGGCUGCCAAUAAAUUCGAUCUAUGUGGUUGGAUCAUCAACUGACAGUGGGAUUUAUAUUUUGGAUUUCUAUCCCAAUUCAAGCUCUCCUAGCCAUGUGGACUACAUAGACGAUGCACAAAAUCUUUCUGGGGUAAAGAAUCAAGAUAAGAAAAACAGGUUUCUUCCAUUGUCAGAAAGAGUUACGGCAUGUGCAGUUCAUCCUCUCAACAGUACCAUUAUUGCUGGAACAAGGAAUUCAUCUUUGCUCAUGAUUUCGCAAAGUCACAAGUCAUGUUAAAGUGAACAACUGAUGCUAUGGCGACUUGUAUCUCUCUACCAGUGUAGGCAGAGAUGUCCAGUGGUCAAGAAACAACUGCAAAAUGCUUAACCCCGAGGCUCUUAUGAUUUGUGCAGUUCAUAAUUUGUCAGUUCAUAAUAUCCAGGGGACCAGAGGAAGAGUAGACGUAUUUUCUUUUGUAGAUUUUAUAGAUUGGAGGAUUGUUGUAGAUUGUAGUGAAUAGUUUGUUUGAGAAGAUUUCAGAGAUCGUGAAAUUGUACGUUUUGACCCAAAAUAACAUAUACAUUAUUAUGGAUGAAUAUUUUUGUCUAUGGAGA